Molecule: messenger RNA, 492 nt
Organism: Anisakis simplex (herring worm)
Lineage: Eukaryota; Metazoa; Nematoda; Chromadorea; Rhabditida; Anisakidae
Source: the annotation of a GenBank genome assembly
AGUUAUUUGGGUGGAAUUCCGGUACCGGGUAGAACUGUGCCGACAGCCAGAUUCUUCGAGUUGUACGCUUCAUCAUGCUUGCCGAACGCAUCGAAACACAGUUACCUACACCAACUUACCCAGAUGCUUCAAAAGAUUGAUGCUGAAGAACUCGCGAGGAAAGUCUACAAUUCGUUGUAUUUUGCAAUUGGAGAUGUGGAGGUGGAGAAAAUGAUGGGACGUUGGUAUACGGUUAUUGACUCACCAGCCAUACAUCCUGAACAAUGUGUUGUUAGCUAUUUUGAAUCGCUAAACAAUGAUCCGUAUACGUCUACCUUCUCGAUCCGACAGUAUGCUCGUCAAGGAACUACUCAAAAAACAGAAAUGUUAGAAGGUUACGGCACCAAAAUCGGAACUGAUCCGGGUGGAAUCCUUCUCAUCACAGGACAUGAUUCGGAUCCAUGCCCAUGUCAGUUGUGUUCCUAUUGUUCAAGUCAAACCUGUUGUACAUGA